This is a messenger RNA of Amoebophrya sp. A120, 7016 nucleotides long. The record is from the annotation of a GenBank genome assembly. NCBI's taxonomy places the organism in Eukaryota, Dinophyceae, Syndiniales, Amoebophryaceae.
CCUUGUUCCACAUCGUCUGUGGCAUGGAAGAAUAAAAGAGAAGCGAAUAAUGUCAUAGGUUUCGGCUAGAACUACAACUAACGAAAAAUAAACGAGGUUCGCAAAAGUGUUUCAAAAUGAGGAUGGUACUCCGUUUUUUGUUUCUUUUCUCGGUGCAUGGUUCGGGCUUUUUGGGUUUUCUCCCACCCGUAUUCUGCCUCAGUUCAUCUUCCUCGUCGAUUUGGUUUGCAGGUGGGGCCUCGAGUCCCGCAGUGAACCGGGGCAGAGGCCGACCCUCCACCGGAAGUCGAAGAUCACGUGGGGGCAGGUCUGGCGCAGAACGUGCGAUUGCUCCUUCACGAGAGCAGGGCUCUUCCUCUUCAGCACGCGGCGGAACGAACGCCACGGCAAUUAUUAUACCAGGGGCCGAACUCGAACAACAACCCCGCAGCAUCGAGGGCUUACUGAAGCGAACCGGCACGACGAGUUACAAAACAGUUCUUCCUGUCGACCCAGUGACGGGGAAAGUGAAGUUGCCGACGAACCACGCGCCGGUGGUGAGUCGGCAUGUAUACGGGCUUGCAUACCUCGGUAUCCCGCAGCAAAAUUGUGUAGCUCGGUGGAUCAAUAUUGUGUGCAUGUAGGUACAUGCUAACAUCUGCUGCAUCAUCUCCUGCAAAACACCAAACUUCUCAUGUAUUCGGGCUCGAGAUGAAUGGCAUCUUUUUGAAAGCCAAUCUUCGUCCAGUGUUGUUGAUAUACAUUUUACAUCCUAUAGCCUCAUACCAUACCGCACCACUUUUUCUGUUGGACACUCGGGUUAACCCGCAAGAUCGGGACGGUUGCUGUGCAAAAUGGGCGGCUGAUGAGCCGGACACUGGAGACGUAUAAAUUUCCGGACGUGGAUAUUCAUUACCCGGUGUUCCGUUCUUCCGUGCAGAAAACUACAAGCAGCGGUUCUCCACUGACGACUGACGGGGACCACCCGCCGUGGCUGCUGGGCCACAGCAUCGAGCCGGGUACAGACUGGACCGAUUUCUAUGCGCCCCCGAGCCCGGAGGAACAGGUCCUCCGUUCGGAACGGCAGUCGGCUCGCGAACACAAGGCCCGCAUAAAACGGGGACUCCUCAUCCGGAAGAGCUCCGGGGCGCAGCUGAAACCGGAAGAGGAGAAGAUCCUUGAGAGGGACGACGACGUCCGGUCCGACACCAGUAUCGACCGGGAGGAACUGGCGUCGAACCCACCGGAGGUGACCCGAGAAAACCCGUCUGCGUGGCACUUUCAUUACGUCGAUCUUCAGGGCAAUACUUUCCCUCUCUACUCGGGCACGCACGACGGAGAGUUCCACCCGCUCGACGAGGCAGAAGCAGGAACGCUCCCCACAGAGCCGCGAGAAGUUGUAGGGGAGGAAGCUGUGCGAGGGGCACCUGGAGCAGAAGAACUACAACCUUCUCCUCCCGAUCAGCUCGGAGAUGGGUCGGCGCUAGUGCAACCCACUGCUGCGUCAGCGAAUUCCGCUCCGUCAGAGGGUAGUGGUGGUGGCGCUGCAAGAGCUUCAUCUCGGAAAAGAGCUAGUAGAAGAAGCACAACAACUUCUACCCCAAAGGCAGGCAAGCAAGAGACCCUCUUGAAUGAGCACGAUGAAACCGUCAAACUCGGGACUGUGCGCGAGUUUAUGGAAUCGGCGAUCGUAACGCAAGCCGUCGGCCCCUUUUUGCAGCACUAUGUGCUCCACCGCCAGCAGAAGCACGUGCACACCGGUAUGAUGCGACUCCAAGACCGGCCUUUCCGAACAGCCUACGAACAAGACGGUCGCGGCGAAUCGAACGCGCGCGAGCAGCGGCGGCUGCCCUUUCAACCUCGGCAGCGUGUCGACUUUUCGCCAAUGCGCGCAAAGCCGGGUGUGGCCGACCAGGUGAAACACGCACUACUGCGCGCACCACCGGCGGCGAAGGACGAUCAAGAUGUGAAACGAGGAGCUCCAGACCAGGAGGACGACGAGGAGGAGGACCAGGACAUAUUGAUGUACAUACCAAGAUGGAAAAGUGCCCCGCCCCAGUCAUCAGAAUCGACCAGCAAGGUAGCUCAAGAACAUACUGGAUGAAAGCUUCAACAUCCAAACAAUACAGAGGACAUGUUGUAUUCAACAAAGGGACCACUGCCGCGUUAAUACCGUUGGUCUAGUUUUAGAAUCUAGGUGGGACAGCUACAACUUCUGUCGUUUGUCUGUGUACGUGACAAGUUCUUGUGCUGCCUUCUUCACUCCUGCGCCUCUCGUCAUUUGCAACACAGCGCUUCGCUCGUAAGUAUCUUCCCAUGGAUUUGCACCGUCGGGUGGACGAGUUGUUUCUUGCUACUUAGCUUUAGUCAGGGAGGUCGCUAAAAACAAGCAGGGCCUUUUUAUUAACUUUGAUAGCGCGAAGGGUCUCGGUUGAAGAUCGCCGAGGUGCACGUGUUCAGCGUGACGAGGCCGAAGCACGGGCCGGUGGGGGUCCGUCCCGUUUCCACUUCGGGCACGCGCUGCUUCCUCAACGAACCGUUGCACCUGUGCGUGCAGCGGGCCACCGACGCACGUUUUCGCCACCCGGGACUGCUGCAGCAGUUGCGUGCGCAGCAAUUGAUAAGCCAUUCCUACCAGCAUCCGACCUCGCCUGCUGCUUCCCGCGCACGGCCAUCAAGCAGAGCGACUACGCCCGUGGCGGCCGAUCAUGCAUUGUCGUCGGGAAACCGCACGAUGACCCCGGCGACAACCGCGUACCCCAGCGGGCUCGGUCCUGGUACAGAAUCUUCAAAAGGCCAUAAAGCGUAAAAGAAAAUGCGUCAAUAUGAUCGGAAUAGUACUUGUGAAUUACACAGCGCUAAGCAAGUUUACCGCCCAUGAUGAUCUUCCUUUUCGAUGAAGAUCACGAUCCUUAAUAUCAUGCAGCAGGCUCCUACCAUUGAAUUGAUUUAUUGCUGAACUCCAAAAACACGAUUUUCGUGCCAUCGAAGCAGUAGAUCAACACUACUGAAAGAUGAAAUACACUAAUCUUGAGGUCGACCAACUGGGCCGCCGGGAUUUUUCGUGCGAGUGACACUAAAGGCAGACAGGGUGCACAAGCAAAAAGCGAGCCGCGGUAAGACGAUGGUUUACAGUGGAGCAAUUCUGAUCCAAGCUCUGUUCACGCGCGCAGUGCUGGCUUUCACCUCCACUCGUUCUACUUUCCCGCCGAAAACAAAAGGAAAGAUGAAUGCGUCGCAGAUGCAUCUUCCGGCAGUUCCAGGAGCACCCGUGAACACACUGUCGGGCCUGGCGCCGGCGGUGGAGGGCGACUCCGAGGAGCAACGUGUUUUCGAAACCCUUGAAAGUACCGAACCCGACGACCACGGCGUGCGCCAGCUCCGGCUCCUGUUUAUGGACCCCGUUACCUCGGCUAUCAAGGACAGUUUUUUCCUGGACACGAAGUGGCUCCGGUCAGAACGAGACAAACUCUCUCCGCUACCCUAUCCGAUUGCACAACGAACGACAACCCCCCUCGUCCCCCUGCUCGUUUACUCUGCAAAAGCACACUGUACAGCACAGGUCUUCGCAUGACAAGUUUCGGGAACCGACCCCCGUUUACACAGUACUACGAAUAUAUAGGAUCAUCUGUGUCCAAAUUUGAAUUUGUGUUUCCGAGGCUACUCGCUUUGUGGCACUGUCUCUCUUGCUGGUUAUGCGUCUCGAAUGAGGUGGAAGAGUUGUGCACUCUCAUAGGCCCUACCAGAUGUGGCGAAACUUGUGGAAGCACGAGGUAUACACUCUGAAGGCUACGCAAGACUGGGAAGUUGGCAUGUAUCCUGUGUAAAUAAGUAAAUAAACUGACCUUUUUCUGUUGCCCAUGAGAACCUUGAGUCGGUAGUGUAGCCGUGCUUGGCUGGUGCAGCCGCAUCACAAAUCGACUUGGUUCAUGCACUGCCAAGGGGCAAAGUGUGCAGCUGCAUUAGCAUUAGUAAUUCUAUAUUCUAAUUUGUUUAGCAUGACAAUCGGGUAAAAAGGGUAACGACGUUUUUACAUAGGAUAGCAUGAAAAACUUCUUUAUCCCCUUCGGAUGUAUGUCGGGGUUGAUCAUCGGGUCCCUGUUUCUGACGGGUCUUGUGCAACGGCGGCGGCAGAAGAAGCUGCAGAAAAUCCAGCAAGCGGAGGCGGAGGAAGCGCGAAGAAUGCGAGACGAAGCGGAUCGGCUGCAUCGGCGCAAGAGUAGUAGUUCUUUGAUGAAGGCAAAGAUGAAAGAGGCACGAAGAAGCUCGGUCUCCUCGACGCAGCAGGAGCACCUCCAAAGGGGCGAGAGGACGAAUCAGAAUGUACAACUUCCUCGCCCGGAGGUGCGGAGGAACGCAAAUGACAAUGGAGAUGAACAAGUUUUUGUCCCAUUGACUCCUCGAAGGAACUCGCUAUCAAAUGCAAAUAUGUCUGGGUCUGGAAGGAUGUAAUUUGUGAUGCGCAUUUCAGAACACACAAAAAUCUCUCAUGCAUAGGUAGCAAAAGCUGCCCACUUUCUGUCACCAAAAUGGGGGAUUUGUCAUGCGGGUUCGGCAUUGCGGAAGCUUCUCAAAACCUGUGAUGCUAGAGCUGCCAUGCCAGACCUUCUGUGUCAUGCAGAAACUGCAUGACUCUUCCAGACCCAGACAUUUUUACAUUUGAUACUCGACCACGGCGCGUAAUUUCCUGGAUCGUGGUGGCCGCAAGUUGUCGCGGUCCAUAUGGCGCUCUCAACUGUUACAUUCUCAACUGUUACAUGAAUUUGUCAUGCUAAAACAGCAAUAGGAAAAGGGGCAAGCUUGCAAGUCUUGCAUCACAAAUUUGGCACGGAUUUAGAUGCUGUUUACCCCUCCGAGAAUUUGUCAUGCGAAGCAGCUUCAUUGUCUGGUGGCUCAUGGUCAUUUUGCAUGACAAAUCCAUGUAACAGUUGAGAAUGUAACAGUUGAGAACGCCAUAGUCCAGUCGAAUUUCGUAUGCGUCGAAAAACGCGAGUGCGAGCGAGAAGGAGCAAGACAAAGACUGUGGCCACGCAAGAACAUCAUCCCAGAAGUACAACCGAAGAGAACGAUCGAGUAGAACCUCCGAACAAUCUGAGGUGUCCAGUGCGGUCGCUGGCUCUGGCCACGACCACCCUGCUCAACAUCAUGGGCGUCGGCGGAGGAAAAAAAGUGGUAGCAGUCACUUCGGAGUUCUGGCCACCGCACGACCCGCACCACCCAACAAACGGCUCCUCGACGCGCCUGUGCCUGGUACCAACAACUCGUCUUCACAUCAAUACCAGGGGCAGGAGAAGUCGCCUGGGGUAGCACAACUCCGUGUUCCCCCCCAGUUCGCCGGGACAACAAAGUACCUACAGGUGAAAGCUCAUCCGGACUACGGAAACUUCGAUCAAGUUGGCGAAAUGCUGACCCAUCGGGAGCGCCGCUCUACCGCGGUGGCGCCGGCCGUGUACUCGCUCACGAGUCCCCGGAAGUCGCGGAACUUCAGAAGUCCAAGCCCAGGCGGCUCAAAUACUACGGAAUAUUCUUAAAAACACGACAAGUGCUGAGCUGAUAAAGAGCACGGGGCGGCGGUUAAAGUUAACCAGACACAAGGUCCUGCAGAAAGAGGAACUCAACAUCAUUAAAUGACAUCGAGACUUCGCCGGUGAUUCUUACUGCUGGGUCAAAAAGAAAAUAGUUGGACAAACAUAAAAAUAAUGACAAGGCUUCUGCAUCUGCUCGACAAAGCAGUUGCACACCAUCCGGAUUGUGCUCCUUUUUCGAGGACAAUGUAGUUGCGCCUCGACAAGCCUCGUGCCCCCGCCCUUGCAGGGAAGGGGGGCUGCCAGCAGGUAGUCAAUUGUUCGGCUGCGAACUACAUCAUAGCACAGACUUCGGACACGGAAAGUCUGUCCGUCUUGCUAACGAACAGCCCGCCCUUGUAGGGAAGGGACGAAGCUAUCGGAUGCUAGUCGUUUAGAACAAAAAGCCUCGCCUUGUAGGGAGGGGCGCCUAGCACGAGCUCGCAGCUCGUGCAAACGUCUCUUCGCAUAGACGACCACGUAGCGGAAGACAGUGAGCGAUACGCAACCUGCCUCCCGCAGGGAAGCUAAACGCACCCGGCCCCGGCUUCUGGGUGCGGGUCUCAAUGCAGUUAGGUUGGCCAGCAGCUAGCUAGCUACCGCGCGCGCCCCUCAGCGCUCGCAAGCACCAGGCGCAACGGCGCAACCCUGAGGCGCAGGUGGCGCGUCAGAGCACGCGGCCACUGCAACAAAAGGGACGCACGCCAAGCGCAGGCGCUUUCGGCAUGCAGGGCCGCGACUGCCGAGAACCAGCAAGAGGAAGCCAGGAGCUGCCCCAGUUCUUCGCCCGCGUGGCUGGAGUGCUGUGCGCGGUGGCACCGGCUUAGCCGGGGGCCCCGUUAUCAUUAGUAGCUUGUCUUCUAUCUGUCUUCCGCAUCGCGCCGGCCUUUGUGAGGAAUGCAAGCCCAGACGGGAGAGCAUUGCAGCGCCCCUCCUCUUCUGUCAAAGAAGCUGGGCAGACGAGGAGGGCGCAAAGCAUCCGCGGAAGCGCAGGAUGCCCCCCGACCGCAUCACCUACAGGUUAGUAGCUUGUGACCGAUGUGUGCCGGUACUUCGCGGCAAAAUCGAGCAACACGGCGCUAGCAGCGAGAAUCGCCUUGAUGUGGCCGUCAGGAACAAGGAAUAGAGAUUGCCGGAGCGUUUAAGUACGCCCGCCCCCCUAGGGGUCGCAUAGGCUCCUCCCGGCUCCGAUGUUCACCUUUUUCAUCCGGAUUGUGCUCCUUUUUCGAGGACAAUGUAGUUGCGCCUCGACAAGCUUCGAGGACAAUGAAGUUCACGCUCUUUUUUUAUCUUGAGCUCGAACAAUCGAUAAAGAAAAUACAACAACGACAUUAGAUUAAAUGACUACUUCUCUGUUUAUUUCCGGCAAGAUUGGGACAGGGAUUCAUUCACAAUGAACGUUGACAGGAAUUGUAUUCGUACCAAGUCGAUGCUUCCGUGGAGAAUAAAAGCCGACGAUAUUCUUUGAAGCCG